AUGACUGUCGAGUCGUUCGCUGAGCACCCGCCUCUGGGCCAUUCUGACGUGCCUGACAUGUGUCAUGCAGUUGCCUCGGGGAUCUCCGAGUCGGUGAACAAGAAGGAGGCGUCGAAUACGGAUUGCGCGAAGAAUAAAUAA
This is a messenger RNA of Peronospora matthiolae, 141 nucleotides long. Lineage: Eukaryota; Oomycota; Peronosporomycetes; Peronosporales; Peronosporaceae. The record is from the annotation of a GenBank genome assembly.